AUGCCUUGCAUAAAUACGGUGAGCAAGAAAUUAAUUCCAUCAAUUACGGACAAUCUUAAAUCAAUUUUAAUGCUAGAAUUGAAGGGAUGUCGUUUCAUUACAAUUACUUGUGAUAGUUGGUCAUCAUUAGGUAAAAACAGCUACCUCGGUGUGACUUGUCAUUUUAUUGACAAAAAUAUGACUCUAGUUGACCGAAACCUGGAUCUUAAGUUUAUGUCUGAAAUGAAAACAGCUGAAUAUUUAUUUAAUACGUUAAACGAAAUCUUCAGUGAAUGGUCAAUCAAUAAUAAGAUUUUUGCACUAGUUACUCACUCAGGUGCAAAUAUUUUCUCUGCAGUAAAUAAAUUUGAUGAUAAUGUUCUUAAGAUUCCGUGUGCUGGUCAUCGUUUGAAUCUCGUGCGUUACCAAGUAAAAGAUUACGACGGUAAUGGAAAACUAAUUAAUAGAGAAAUUACAGAAAGUGAAGUUAAAGAAAUUGAAAAAAUUAACGAAGGCAAAAUAGAAAUCGUCAAGGUAAUUUCAUCCUGCAGGCACAUUGUUGGUUCAUUUAAGCAUUCAAAGAUGUUACAAAAAAAGUUAAAAGAAGUUCAAGAAACACUUCGUUAUGAAACUAAAAUAAAGUUAGUACAGGAUAUAGCUAUUCGCUGGAAUAGCCAAUUCGAUAUGAUUGAAUCUAUAUUAACAAAUAAAACUGCAUUGGAUAUGAUAAGCAUCGAAUUUCAAAAUAUAAAAGACUAUCUUCCCACUGCUACUGAAUUUAAGGUGCUGGAGGAUUUGUGUGAUUUGUUACACCCAAUUAAAGAGCUAACAAAACUUUUUAGUGGAAAGAAAUAUGUUACAGUAACAUUCCUGUUUCCAACACUGUAUUCUCUACUAAAUGAAAUACUUGAAUCGCAACCUAUUUUUACAGAACUAGUUAAGACUUUUCAAAAGGAAUUAUUAAGGUCUCUAAAAGGACGUUUUAAAUACAUUUUUGCUAAUGAUUUUUUUUUAGCAGCUACUUUUCUUGAUUUCAAAUUUCGUAAAUUCGAGUUUAUCAAAAAUGAUAUCUAUAGAUAUGAAUGCAUUUCAAAGGCAAAAAUGUUUAUAAAAACAUUUUAUGAAAUGCAUCUAAAAGAAACCGAAGAAAUCGAUAUAACAAUUGAAACAAAUUGUUUAAAUAACACUUUGAACUCGUCAAACAGCUCAGCUGACAAUACCAUAAAAACAUUUCAGCAAUUGUCAACGUCACCUAUUGCAAAUAAUAUUACUUUAGUUAACAAAAGACGAAAGUCAAUCAACUUAAUUGAACUAGUAACAGAUAAAUCUUGUUGUAAUUUAAUUGAGAGCAAUGAUAAACUUGAAAAAGAAAUAAAUGAUUACAGUCUGCAAUACUUUCAUAGCUACGAAAAUAGUGCCAUUGAAUUUUUCCAAGCUAAUCAAAAAUUGUUCCCGGUUUUGACACAAAUUGCACGGACUACUUUAGAGCAAUUUAUGAAAUGUAAGAAAGAAUUUCAAGUCUUAGCCAUUAAAUAUCCAAAUCGAUCAGAUAAGCAAUCACUGACUGCUAAAACUCGAGCUCGAAAACUUUAUGACAAAAUGCUUAUAAAAUUUAAUGGCUGCAAAAUUAUGGAUGACGAAAAGAACAUUAAAUGUGACUUCAAACAGCUCUCAGGUCCAAAUUUUUACACUUCAAUUGUUUGUGGACGUGCAGACAUGUCAGCAACAAGAUUUUAUAAAUUUGUUGAUGCACAUGGUUCUAAUAAUAACCCUGUUGAUGGUGAUGUUGGUGAUGAUUUUGAUGGUGAUGAUGUUGAUGGUGAUGAUGUUGAUGGAAGCUCUAGAUUAUGA
This is a messenger RNA of Hydra vulgaris (swiftwater hydra), 1830 nucleotides long. RefSeq names its product zinc finger BED domain-containing protein 4-like. NCBI's taxonomy places the organism in Eukaryota, Metazoa, Cnidaria, Hydrozoa, Anthoathecata, Hydridae. The record is from RefSeq and is a predicted model, not a curated record.